GAUCGAUUAUUCUUUCUCUCGUCGACCUCUAAGUGGUCAGCUCGGGUGAAAUGUCCUUUAAGCUCCAAAAUACUCCAAAGUCAUAGCUUUACUCCGAAAUGCACCUGAACCUGAAAACAUACCUAGAAGAGUAGAAAACAUAGAUAUAUAUAUAUAGUAAAAUACUUAUAUACCAUAGAUAAAAAUGGGUCAAAUCCAAGGUAUAUCACCAGCAAAUGUUAAAGUAACCAAAACAUAUUAAACUAAAAGAGUAAAUGACAAUUAUGUCCUCACGUAUAACUGUAAUUAAUUAUUUAUUAAAUAUUAAAAUAUAAAUAAACAUUAAAAAUAAAAAAUAAGAAAAGCAAAAUGAUUUUUUCAACAAAAUAUUUUCAAAAAAAAUCAUCAAUUUUUUAAAACAUCUUUUAAGCGAUUUUUCUUUAAUCCAAUUUAGGCAGGUCUUCCUGAACGUGUAGGUUAUCUUCCUAAAAUCGUUAAAAAAAAUUCUAAAUUUAGGAAUGCUUUCAUAAAUGGGUAAAUAGACUUUUUGAAUGUGACAUGUAUGUAUAUUUAGGAAAUUCUUCGUAAAUAUGUAUGACAUAUUUCUGAAUUUGAUUUAUAUAUAGAUUUAAGAAAAUUUUACUCAAUACAAUAUAACAUCUUGGGAACAUUUAUAAAAUUGAUUUUAAAUAUGUCUAAUAUCUCUAUUAAAUUUAGAUAUCAAAUUCAAGGUCUUCCAAAAAAUUUAGAACGAUGUUAUAUAUAUAUAUAUAUUUAAAAUUUCAUAAAUAUAUAUUCAUGAAGGUAUGUUAUACACUAAAUAUACAUAUAAUUCAAAUUCCAUAAGGUCUUCCAAUAACUUUAGAAAGAUGUUAUAUAUAUUUAAAAUAUCAUAUUUUAUAUAUUCUUGAAGGUAUGUUAUACACUAAAUAUACAUAUAUAGAGAGAUAGAAGACAGAAAGAAAGAGAAGCACAUGCGGUUUCGUAUCCUUUCUUCUGCAUGUACGUUUAUAUGUCUCAGUCUGCCAUGAGGCUUUAUCUAUUUAAUGAAUUCUAGCUUCAGUGAUUUUUACCAUCAGGCAUUUACUAUCUCACAGACCUUUCUUCUCAAUUUCUUCUCUUCCAUACAGAAUCUUCGGUCCAGAGAAAGCCAGAACACAUACUUCUCUCCUGACCGUUGUUAUAUUUGGAAAUAAAAAAAAAUUCAAUCUCUCCUUCAUUCCUUUCCAUUCAAAACUCGAGAUCUAACCGAUAAAACAGCCAAAAACGUCAAAGCAGGUUUCUGUCGGAAAAAAAAUAAAAUUUUGAGUAUUAUUUGGAAUUGUGUCUGUCUAAAAGAAGAAUAUGGUCGAGGAUGUCAAGAACGUUCAGGGAGAUGUACUUCCUCGAAGCAGCUCCGGCUUAUUAGACGAUGAUGGCCGUCCCAAACGAACCGGGACGGUGUGGACAACAAGUGCACAUAUCAUAACAGCAGUGAUUGGGUCAGGAGUACUGUCUCUGGCAUGGGCUAUUGCUCAGCUUGGUUGGGUGGCUGGUCCAGUGGCAAUGCUACUCUUCUCUUUUGUCAGUUAUUACACUUCUACUCUCCUCGCUUCUUGUUACCGCUCCGGGGACCCUGUCACCGGCAAGAGAAACUACACUUACAUGGACGCUAUCCACUCAAACCUCGGUGGCAUUAAGGUGAAAUUAUGUGGAAUUGUGCAGUAUGUUAAUCUCUUUGGUACUGCAAUUGGUUACACUAUUGCAUCAGCUAUAAGCCUCAUAGCAAUCCAGAGGACAACUUGCCACCAUAACAAUGGGGGAAAAGCACCAUGUCCUGUCAAUGGCAGUGCUUACAUUAUUGGGUUCGGUGUAUUACAAAUCUUAUUAUCGCAGAUUCCUGAUUUUGAUCAGUUAUGGUGGCUGUCCCUCGUCGCUGCAGUCAUGUCUUUUGGUUACUCCACCAUUGGGCUUGGCCUUGGAAUCUCCAAAUUGGUUGAGAACAAAGAGAUUAAAGGCACUCUCACUGGAGUCAGCAUUGGGACAGUGACACCCACCGGGAAAAUGUGGAGAACCUUUCAGGCUCUUGGAAAUAUUGCGUUUGCAUAUGCUUACUCCAUGAUUUUCGUCGAGAUUCAGGACACGUUAAAAUCACCGCCUUCUGAAGAAAUCACGAUGAAGAAAGCAGCUCUCGUAAGUGUGGCAGUAACGACCUUCUUCUACACGCUCUGUGGCUGCGUGGGGUAUGCAGCAUUCGGAGAGUCUGCACCCGGAAACCUCCUCGCUGCUGGAGGCUUCACAAACCCGUAUUGGUUGCUUAACAUAGCCAAUCUCGCCAUAUUGAUCCAUCUAAUCGGAGCUUACCAAGUCUAUGCCCAACCAAUCUUUGCCUUUGUCGAGAAAAAAGCUUCCAAGAUGUAUCCAGAGAGUAAGUUCGUCACAAAAGAGAUAGAGAUUCCACUCUUUUCUGGAUCCAAGCCCUUCUGUUUGAAUUUCUUUAGGCUCGUGUGGAGGACGGUCUUUGUGAUUACAAUAACGUUGAUCUCAAUGCUAAUGCCUUUCUUUAACGAUGUUGUUGGUCUCUUGGGGGCCAUUGGCUUUUGGCCUCUAACGGUUUAUUUCCCUGUGGAAAUGUACAUUGCACAGAAGAAUUUACCGAGCUGGAGCAGACGAUGGCUUUGUCUUCAAGUCUUGAGUUUGGUUUGUCUUAUUAUCUCUUUAGCCGCGGCAGCAGGAUCUGUAGUUGGCAUUGUUAGUAAAAUCAAGACUUACAAACCUUUCCAGUCGGAUUUCUGAGAGGCUACCAGAAAAAGUAAAAAUCCUGCAAUACGGAUGAAACUAGAAUGCAGAUGUUGUAAUCUUUAAAUAAUGUUUAAAAGAAAUCUUAUAAUCUUUUUAACAUUAUUCGAAAAGUUAGUUUUCAACUUGUUGUGUUCAUGUUAAUUCUAACGGUGGUUAAUGACAAAAAUAUCUUUAGUAAAUUAAAUUAUUAUAUCUAACAUAAUUAUUAUAACUUUUUUGUUUUUCUCAUAUAUUGUUAAUUAGAUUUUUAAUUUUUGCUUUCUUUUUCAAAUUGGUUUCCAAAUCAUUAAAGAUAAAUAUUUUUUAUAAAAUUCUAAAAUGUGGAUAUAAUAUAUAUAAAAUUUUGAUUUUAAAAAAGGAAACUAAAACUAAGCUUUAUAUUUUUAAACGAUAAUUUACCUUUAAACAUAAUAUCAAAGUCACAAUAUUUAUGCCUUACUGAUAUUUUUGUCACAGAUUUUAAUUUUAACAAUUUAUUCAGGUUUCAAAAUCAAAUAUAUAAAAAAGAAAAACACUUCAAAAUUUUAAAAUAAUAUAUUUUGUAUAUGAAUUGAUUUCGUUAAAAAAAUCCACCAAAUAAGUUUGAUAUUUUAAUAAAUAAGUAAAUUUCCCUUUAAAACAUAAUUGCAAGUAUAUUUAAUCUAAGUUUAUAUGAAAAAUUAAAAAAGAAAAUUUCUCUGUUUCCAUCCUCAUAUGUAUAUUUUACAGAGUUGAGUUUUUUUCUUUUUGCAGAGCGGACGACACAUCUCAUAUAGAAUGACUAUCACGUUCCAUUGAUGAAUAAUUUUAUGAUUACCAUCAAAUCCAUUAACCAUGACCGUCAAUCAAGAGCCCAUCACCUUCUGUAGCCGAAACAUGGGCACUGAUCUUAACAAGAAACUCAACGCCAAACCAAUGAUGGCGAAUGGCGGAGAGAAAGGAGGUGCACACUAUGCGUCAGAGUAAACACAUCAUCCAAGAAACCUCGUGUACAAAAUUCACCACAACAUAGCGUCCACGAAACCUCAUCUACAAAACUUUCUAGGAUUGAGAACUUGAUUUGUGAAACCUCAUCCAAAGAAACUUUGUCCAUGAAACUUUGUAGGAUUGAAAACUUUGUCCACCAAACCUCAUCUUUGAUAGUAUGAUUGAAAACAUUAUCUAUGAAACUUCUUUUUAGGAUAAAAUCAGAAACAACUUGGAAAAUAUAUGUAUUGAGAAAAAUGUGAAGACAAACUAUAUUGUGUGUUCAAUUAACAUGAAACUAUGUGAAAUGAACAUCUUUCAAAAUAAAAUAAAAAAUGUCAGUUUAAUAAGUUAUAGAUGAAUUAUUAUAUCCAUGAUAUAAUUAUUUCUACAUAUGAUUAUACAACGAUGAUUUUGAAAUGAUUUAUCCACAUUAUUAAAAUAUCAAUGAGACUAUUGUCCACCAAACUUGUAUCCACGAUUUUCUUUUCUGUACAUUAUAUAUAUAUAUUAAAAUAUAAAAAUAAAUGUUAAAUAUAAAAAGUAAAAAAAGAAAUAUAAUUAGUUAUAUCAAACAAAUUAGUUAUUUAAAAAAUUAGCAAAACACACACAAAAAUGAAAAGAACACUAAUAAUACAAAAUAAU
This is a messenger RNA of Brassica rapa (field mustard), 4350 nucleotides long. Its product is annotated as amino acid permease 5. NCBI's taxonomy places the organism in Eukaryota, Viridiplantae, Streptophyta, Magnoliopsida, Brassicales, Brassicaceae. The record is from RefSeq and is a predicted model, not a curated record.